Messenger RNA from Meloidogyne enterolobii, 1118 nucleotides. Lineage: Eukaryota; Metazoa; Nematoda; Chromadorea; Rhabditida; Meloidogynidae. The record is from the annotation of a GenBank genome assembly.
UUUUUGGAUUCAUAUUACUUUUUUCUUGACAACAAAAAAUUUUAAAAAAUAAAAACAACUUUAAUUUCAUCAUUUUGACUUUAAAAAUGGAAAAAAUAAAUAAUUCCUCCAAUUCUUUAAUUCCCCCCAACAACAACAAUACCCUCCUCAUUCCAACAAAUUCCUCCUCACAAUUUGUUUUAAAUGAAGAUCAGUUAGACCAAUUAUCUAACCAAUUAAAGUUGUUAAGUAUUAAUGAUGUGGAUAUCAACAAAGUUUUGAAAAAAUUAAAAACCCUCAAAAAGGAGCAACUUUCACUGGCAAAUCAAGCCUUUAUUGAAAAUAAUGGGGUGCUAGAAUUUGUUCUUUCACAAAUUAUAAAUUGUUGCCUUGGAUUUGCUUUCCCAAUUAGAAGGAAUAAUAGAUCAAAUUUGAUCGUUACAUUGAAAUCUAAUAAAACUAAAGUAAUGGAUUCCAACUUUCUUAAAAACGCAUACUUAAAUAAUCAAAAAAUAAUGCAACAACAAAUAACAAGUAAUCAACAAAUAAAUGACCAAAAUCGCCAAAUUCUAAAUAACAUUAUUGGUGGAAAUGAAGGAAACGUUUUUGGGGGUGGCGGUAAUGCUUUUGUUGGACAAGCAGGGCCCAAUUUUUUUGGUGCAAACCAAGGGAAUGCUUUUGAUGAACAAGCAGGGCCCAAUUUUUUUGGUGCAAAUCAAGGAAACGUUUUUGGAGGAGUUGGUGUGAAUGAUCUUGGUGGACAAGCGGGGCCCAAUCUUGUUGGUGCAAACGGAGGAAACGGUUAUGUUGGAGAAGGAGGAGGCAAUGUUUUUGGUGGACAAGAAGGGAAUGUUUUUGUUGGACAAGAAGGGCCCAAUAUUUUUGCUGCAAAUGAAGGAAACGUUUUUGGAGUUGGAGGUAAUGCUUUUGGUGGACAAGGAGGAGGAGGAGCCAAUCUUUUUGGUGGAAAUCAAGGAAACGUUUUUGUUGGAGUUCGUGGGAAUAAUUUUAGUGGUGGAGGAAAAGACAUUUUUGGUGGUCAAGGAGGGAAUAAUGGAAUUGAGAAUCAAGAGAAUAAUGGAGGAACUUUGGGUGAUGGUUAUUUGGAUGAUGGUUACUUUCAGGGGUGAGCGCAAGAG